AUGAAGCCUCUUGCCAGAAUCUAUCCUCCUGGGGAUCCCCUUAUCUGGAUAAUUGGCCUGUUUAACCUACUCAUCACAACUUACCUUGCCAGCCGGCAUUUUGCAGUUUUUGCCUGCGAUGUUGAUGUAGAGAGUAACAAUAAGGCAACACUUUCCUCAGGCACGCACAUUCUGACAGCACCAAAUCAUGACAUCGUGUUAAUUUGCUGUGGUGGGGUUAAAUGGACAUAUGAAAGUGUUCCAGAUAGAAUGCAGAGCUAUGAGAUCCAACCUCAUCCUAUGGCACAGCGUUAUAACUCCCUUCGACGUGGCUUACCCAAUAUGGAGACGCGUCCACGUUCUGCAGGUCUCGGCUACCUGCCUGGCUCUGCGGACCUCAGCCAGCCAAUAAGCUACGACUUGGCUAAACCUAUGGAACAGCUUCAACUGCCUAGUAUGUCGCCAAUGUGGCGUCGUUCCAACACUGCGGAAGGAAUAGCAUAUUCUAAGGUCAUAGAAUCUGACUUAGGCAUCGGUGGUAGCAUGCUAGAAACAUCACUGAACAAUUCAGAAGACCAAGGGAUGUCAGAAAUCCAUAAUGUGUUGGUCAUGAAGCCCGAUGAACUGGACGAACCGAAUACCUACUUUGGGAAUGAGAAUAAAGCCGAGAACUUGUUAAAUCUUCGUCGAGCAAGAUAUACAAAUCCGGUGAGCCAAAAAUAA
This is a messenger RNA of Protopolystoma xenopodis, 702 nucleotides long. The record is from the annotation of a GenBank genome assembly. Lineage: Eukaryota; Metazoa; Platyhelminthes; Monogenea; Polystomatidea; Polystomatidae.